AUGAAGUUCUUCUUAUUUUUAGCGCUACUCUUUGUACUGCUAAUUUUACAAAGAAACCAUGCCAACAUGUUUAGCUUCUUCAAAAAAAUAACUGUUUCGAAGGAGGAAUUGCGUCCCUCCAUUUAUGACUAUCAUGUGAAGAAGCUGGAUGGAACAACUGUGCCAAUGUCUACAUACAAAAACAAGGUCUUGCUGAUUGUUAACUCGGCUUCCAAGUGUGGCUUAACGCGAAAGCAUGUGGAUCAGCUUAACCAGCUGCACGAUCGAUUGAACGAGCAGGGAUUAGAGAUUUUGGCCUUCCCGACUAGCCAGUUCCUAAACCAAGAGUUCCCCAACACGUGCGACAUUUCCUCAUUUAAUGAUAAAAACAAAAUCAAAUAUAACUUCUUCGCCCCUAUUGAAGUCAAUGGAGAAAACACUCAUGAGCUGUUUAAAUUUCUGAAGGCCAACUGCGACUCGAUGCACGACAAGAAUGGACAACUAGAAAACAUCGGCUGGAACUUUGGAAAAUUUUUAGUUAAUAGAAGCGGAAACGUAGUCAGCUAUUUUUCCCCAAGAACAUAUCCCCUUGAAAUUGAGAAGAACAUAACUGAUUUACUGGAAAAAAAAACAAAAACAGAGUUAAGUGUAAAUCAAGAUGGACAAAUAGAGUCCUCUUUAUCCUCCACCUCGUCCUCGUGA
Messenger RNA from Plasmodium knowlesi strain H, 681 nucleotides. Its product is annotated as glutathione peroxidase-like thioredoxin peroxidase, putative. The transcript is spliced from 3 exons. Gene Ontology annotation, molecular function: glutathione peroxidase activity. The record is from RefSeq and is a predicted model, not a curated record. Gene Ontology annotation, biological process: response to oxidative stress. Lineage: Eukaryota; Apicomplexa; Aconoidasida; Haemosporida; Plasmodiidae. The coding region runs from base 1 to 681 and encodes 226 amino acids.